GGCAGAGGGAGAGACAUCGGGGGGAGUAACUGGAACAUGAGACGACAGAUCAGAAAUGUAGAGGAGAUUCAGGUGAAGAGCAGAUAGGGAGAUAGACUGAUAGGGAGGAAGAGAGAGGGAAAAAAAAGUGGCGUAGUGAUUCGUCGGUUUAAAGCGAGUGAAACCACAUGUCGUGUGUGUGUGACGGAGUAGGACGCUGAGAUAAAGACACACAGACACACAUAUGGACAGGAGAAAACCCAGUCGACCCCUGUCCAGCCCAACAGAUGACUCUCUCUGCAUGGCCCUGGAUGCCAUCAGUGUGAGCACAGAGCUCAUUGAAGAGGAACUGAGACCUCACCUCGACACACUGCUGACUGUCACACUGGAGAGACGGAAAGGUGUGGCUGAACAGGUGGUAGACAGUGGGAUUUUGCCUAUUCUGGCUCAGGCUUUGAGGAGACGCUGCAAUCUGACCUCACACACACUCCGGCUGGUGUGUGAACUGGCCAGAGAUGCUCCGGUCAGAGAGAAGUGCUUUGAGGCUGGAGUCGUGUCGGCCCUUCUCACGCUGCUGCUCAGUGAGGAGCCUGACACUAUCCUGCUCUCUACCCGAGCCAUCGGCAGGAUCUGCUACGACAGCCACCUGCAGCAGGAGCGGCUUGUGCGUUUGGGGGCGGUGCCACGGCUGGUGGGGGUGUUACUGCAGUACGGCGAGAGUGAGUCUCUGCUGGCCGCGUCUCUCCUGGCCCUCUGUAAUCUGGCGGACAUGGGAGAUGACGACGGCUCCGGAUUAGUCUGGGAAAGGAGAAGUCGCCUCGGCGCAGCGGAGAAUGUUUUCCAUGGGAUCUCCCAACACUCUUAUGGUUUAACUUCCACACUGACGGUGGUGCGGGUACAGCAGUGGGAUCAGGGACAGUACUCCGUUUCCGUGGAGACACUCCAACGCUUUCCCACCCUGUUGUGGGGGGUGAAGGACGGACAGCGCAACACCAGGCGAUUCCCCCUCCCGCAGCUGGCCGGCUGCCCCCGCUUCUGCAAGAUCAUUAAAUACACGGUGAGGAAUCUCCCCAAAAACAGAAACCUGAAGUCUGCCGUCUUCCACACCCUCCUGUGAAACACACACUUCUGAGGAUGUGAACGUAUGAGCGACGCGUGUGGAUCUGAGACGGCUCGGCCUGCCCCGGGAGCUGCGUUUGGGUCAAACGAAGCUUUGACAGCAGUGUGAGUGGAGGGGAGAGUUUGUUGAUGUGUAAUCCUGGGUCAGAGUGGGUCAUGCUGGGUCUGCUGUGAGGCUGAGUGCAGAAACACACACAGAGCUUCAGAGGCAGUCGUGAAGAUAAGACAGUUUAAGAGGCCUUACUCUAUUGGAUUUUUCCAUCAACUACAGCAGCUUUAUCGGAGCCACUGUUUGGGUUCAGCCCUCUCACCCAGCCUGGAUAAAUCAGCAUGUUGGACUGUCACACAGCCAGGACUGUACACAUACACACACACACACAGACACACACAUGUAUACUCACACAC
Chanos chanos (milkfish) is the source of this 1503-nucleotide messenger RNA. RefSeq names its product rap1 GTPase-GDP dissociation stimulator 1. Bases 224 to 1096 code for a protein of 290 amino acids. The record is from RefSeq and is a predicted model, not a curated record. Gene Ontology annotation, biological process: positive regulation of GTPase activity. The transcript is spliced from 5 exons. Lineage: Eukaryota; Metazoa; Chordata; Actinopteri; Gonorynchiformes; Chanidae. Gene Ontology annotation, molecular function: guanyl-nucleotide exchange factor activity; protein binding.